AUGUAUGUUAAAAUUGAGAACACUCGCCUUGAUUACUUUCGCAAUAAUCAGGAGGGUAAACGGGCUGAACUAUAUCAAGGUAUUCUGGAUUCACUACACUCUGGAGAAACUGUUGCUUCGGAUGUAGGGCGUAGGGUGAUUUUACCUCCAACAUUUAUUGGAGGACCUCGAGAUAAGAAGAGACGUUAUCUCAAUGCUAUGGCUUUGGUUCAACGAUACAGAAAACCUGAUUUGUUUGUUACUAUAACUUGCAAUGCUAACUGGCCUGGGAUAAAGGUUGAGUUAUUACUCGGUGAGACAGCACAAGAUAGGCCUGAUUUAGUGGCCAGGAUUUUUAGAGCCAAAUUACUUGUAUUGAAGAAAGAGAUAAUGGAAAAAAAAUAUAUUCGGUGA
Molecule: messenger RNA, 393 nt
Organism: Chenopodium quinoa (quinoa)
Lineage: Eukaryota; Viridiplantae; Streptophyta; Magnoliopsida; Caryophyllales; Amaranthaceae
Exons: 1
Coding region: 1-393 (130 amino acids)
Source: RefSeq, a predicted model, not a curated record